AUGGCCACGCAUAUUCGAGCUCUCCGGGAGCCAUGGCGCAGAAUCGCCCAAGCCCGGCCGCAUCGGCGCCAGACGCUGCUGCCUCCCAACCGUCGAUGCUUCUCCGUCCUGCACCCGCUGAAGCUGGCCGAGUCGCGCAGCGUGGCCGAGCUGCCGGAGCGCACGCACCCGCGAUACCUGCAAGUCUCCAAGCCGGGCUCGUCGCUGCUGUCGCUCAACUGGCCGCGGCCGCCGCGUAACCUGCUGCUGGUGCAGAAGCUCUACUCGCCCGAGGUCACCGAGUCGGUGGUUUCGUUUGCGCGGCACAUCCGCAGCGACUACCCCGAAGUCAACAUCGUCAUAGAGGGGCGCGUCGCGGUGCCGAUCCAGCAGCAGCUCGACUUCCCCAUCUUUGUCGUCGACAACGGCACGAGCAUCGCCGACAAGAUCGAUGCGAUUGCGACGUUUGGCGGCGACGGGACGGUCUUGCGCGCCGCGAGCCUGUUCAAGCUGCACGGGUCGGUGCCGCCCAUCUUGGCCUUCAGCAUGGGCACGCUGGGCUUUCUGGGGGAAUGGAACUUUGCAGAGCAUAAAAAGGCGUGGAGGGAGAUGUACAUGAGCGGCAGCGACGUCAGCGCGGGGCGCAAUGCUGCCGUGCCGCGGGGGAACGAGAACGACGAUGGCAUUGGCGCGAAUGCGGCGUCUGGCGAGGGAUGGGAGCGAGUCAAGGGCAAGAGUCAGGGAAUCAACAGAGCAUCACGGGUUUUGCUGCGGCACCGGAUCAAGGCCGACAUCUUUGACCGGGCGGGCAACAACAUCAAUCACGAAGUCUCCAACACGCUGGCCAGCCAGCCCAAGUCGGGCAUCGCCAGUCCAAAGGAGAUCUCGCCUCCGCUGCGCGCCAUCAACGAAAUCUCCGUGCACCGCGGCUCUCACCCGCACCUUGCCAUCAUCGACAUUUAUCAGAAUGGUCAUUUCCUCACAGAAACAACGGCGGACGGCAUCCUCAUCAGCACACCAACCGGCUCAACCGCUUAUAGCUUGAGUGCCGGAGGUCCGAUUGUGCAUCCCCUGGUCAAGUCGCUGCUCAUCACGCCCAUCAGCCCCUGCAGCCUCAGUUUCCGAUCGCUGGUGCUUCCUCUGGACACCAAAGUUACGCUGCGGAUGAGUCCAAAGAACAGAGGCCGCGAGCUGGACCUUAGCAUCGACGGCAGACGGUGCGCCGGCGUCUUGCCCGGAUCGGAGAUCCACGUCGAGGGCGAGUUUGUAGGUCGAGCGGGCCCCGGCGAGGAAUGGCAUGGCGGAGUGCCGUGCGUGAUACGCACCGAGGAUGAUGAUCCUUGGGUUGGCGGACUGAAUGGACUCCUUAAGUUCAAUCACCCCUUUGGCAGAGAGCCUCCCACUGAGGAGUUUUCUGACUAG
This is a messenger RNA of Trichoderma gamsii, 1401 nucleotides long. RefSeq names its product NAD+ kinase. The record is from RefSeq and is a predicted model, not a curated record. Bases 1 to 1401 code for a protein of 466 amino acids. Lineage: Eukaryota; Fungi; Ascomycota; Sordariomycetes; Hypocreales; Hypocreaceae. Gene Ontology annotation, biological process: NAD+ metabolic process; NADP+ biosynthetic process. The transcript has a single exon. Gene Ontology annotation, molecular function: NAD+ kinase activity.